CAUAUGCAGCGCAUCCCCCCGCUGCAACUAUUCCGCAUUUAAGAAACCCCCAGAUUCACUGGGCCUACACUGCGUCAUGCACAGUGUGACUGCCGACCCAGCGAUCAGAGCCGUACGCCUAAGAACGUGGUGUGCAGGAGCACCGACUAGGCCACUGCAGGCCUCCCCCAAUCAUUCGCCGAUGCCUGUUGAUCCGACCAGCGAAACGCACCCUCCGAACUGGAAUCACGAUGUGCCGGAGCUUCACGUUUCUGCUGUCUCCACGAAACACAUGACUCGGCUCACGAGUCCGAUGGACUCCUUCCUCAAAGCUUUCGUGUACGCUCGGGAAUCCGUGUCUUAGGGCCUAGCAAGAGCAGACCAGGCCAGUCUUGGAAUUUGGGGUUGCCUUCACCUUCCUCCUUGUAGGACGCGAAAGCUUCUUGUAACUGCGUGCCCAUGGGGCCUUGGUCUGGUACCGAGAACCAAUAGGUUGCCCCCACCUCGCCUUGCCUACUCGCUCGGGCUUGCCCGAGACAAAAAGGACGAGGCUGCGAAGCGACGAUGCUGCUUCGGCCGGCCACCAGGGGCGGGGACGGGCGUUGUCUCCGUCGUCCCUGUCCCGCCCCGCGCAGCUGUACCUAAACGACUCGCCCGAGUCCAACAGAAGUCGAUGGAGAUGGUACCGCGGCAUGGAGGAACAGCGAGAGAUUCCCACCGGAAAAAAACCCAGGAAUACUCGCAUGCUACAUGUCAGAGGAAUUGCCCGAUCGAGGUCCCAUGUACAUGUCCUGAACGAAUCACGCGAUCGAACAAUCGAUGCAUGUUUUGGCUCCUGGUAGUCACAAGCAGGUUCUGCUCUCAUGAGAUCACAAGCACAGGUGAAGAAAAAGGUCACUCACCAGCAUGGAGAGAGAGUUGCAGCUCAACCAAGACUAGAUUUCCAAAAGAAUCCAAAGGAGUUUGAUUAUUCCCGGACUAUGUUCCGUGUGUGUUGCUGCCCCCAUCGACUCGCAGUGGGGUCAUUUUGAUAAUUGCAUCGAACAUACUGAUGAUAGAUUCUCUUGUUGUGACGAAGUAGAUAAAUGAAAUCUAACAGUGGGCUGCUUGUUGUGUAGAUUCUGCUCGUAUAUAGUAGCUCCUCCACACACUCUCCUCUUCUACCGGUCUUCUCUCAUCUAUUAGCCUUUCCUGUGGCUCGCCUCCUCUUUGAGAUUCACAUUCCCUGUUCCGUCAAAUUUGACUCGAGUUUCCGUUCAAGAAUCACUCUUUAGUCAUCAAACUCCCGACUUUAUGCUGACCGAGUGAGAAAGAUGCGUCCUUUCUUAUUUACUCAUGGUGAUGGCAGAGGCUGCUACCGGUGAAGAGCUGAAGCUCGUAGGAGUACAAAUGAUCAUCUGAGCUGUUUCGAUUACCGGUUUCGGUUUAAUGGGUAGAGGCAAAGGAAAGGGGAAGAAAUUGACCUUGGCCACUAGCAAUGAGGAUCGAGGGAGUGGUGAUGAAGAGGCGAUUCCUGCAUAUAAGAGGAGAGGAAGGCCUCAGAGACGUUUGAAGGAUGACAUCGAUGAAGACGUCACCGAAAAGAUCGAGGAUGGAGAAGAUGAUGUGAAGCACACUUCUGCGCCAAGCAAAGAUCCCAAGGUCUCCACGGUGGUGAACGGAAAGAAGAGGAAGAGACACGGCAAGGCAAAAGACAACCCUGCCUUGAUCUUGGAGGAAAACUUCGGAGCUGCAUCCAAAUCCAACAACGAUGAUGUGACUGGGUCUAAUGGUUUCCGGCAUACCGGGAGCCGGCGGAAGAGCAAGCCACGUCGGGCUGCUGAAGCUGGAGUUGAGUGCAAGUGAGACUAAUGGUUUCAUCCUAUGCUUCUCCCCUUCCUUCCGUUGCCAAACAUUGUCGAUGGCUGAGAACCUCACUUGGUGGAUCACUUCUCUUGUUCUUGUGCCGAUCUUUGUUACGGUCCAACUCUUAUCUCGUUGAUGAAUUCACCAGAGGCCAGAGAGUAGACAUAUCAUGUAAUUUUCUAUUAGCACAGAGCUGGUAAGAAGACAUUAGCUUAGCUUCUCCUUGCUGAGUGUUCUGAACAUCAAAAAAAGGUUUUCUUGAUAUCAA
Messenger RNA from Musa acuminata subsp. malaccensis (wild Malaysian banana), 2092 nucleotides. RefSeq lists its product as uncharacterized. Lineage: Eukaryota; Viridiplantae; Streptophyta; Magnoliopsida; Zingiberales; Musaceae. The record is from RefSeq and is a predicted model, not a curated record.